AUGAGAAGAUUUAUUGCAAAUAAUGAGUCAAGAGUCCAUACAUUGAACUAUCACAACCAUAGAAAUCCGUUUCUGAUUAUGGAACUCAAGGCUUUAAAAAUACAACAUUUGACGAUCAGUGAUACAUACGUGACAUACUUCUUCAUAAAAAUACUAUUGAUAGUAUGGGCUUGUGAAACGGGUAAAGCUCAAGCUCAACAAAUCAGCAUUUCCAUUCAUGAUGUAUUUAACGUUACCACCGAUAAGAAAAUCAAAGAUGAGUUACAAAUAUUUUCUUUACAAGUACUUCAUUGCGAUAAUAUAUUUUCUGCAAAAUGUUUUACUAUAGACGCGAAGCUUCUUACUGCGGUAGUAGGUAGCGUCAGCAUGUACCUAAUAAUAUUAUUUCAAUUCAAGAAUAUAUCAAAUUCUUGUAUGGAAAAGACGGCAAACACCUGUUUCAAGGAUAUUAAUAACAGUCUUCAACAAAUGCAAGAACUCAUAGUAAAUAGUGGACUAUGUGUUCCUAUGUUUUAUUACAAACUAAGGAAUCCAUUUUUGAUAAUGAAGCUUAAGAUUCUCGAGAAACAACAUAUGAUGAUCAGCAAUACAGUACAGAUGCUAAAUACGAUCUUCAGUGCGCAACUACUUACUUCGAUGAUUAUAACUUUUUGUGAAAUCAGUCUAAAUCUAUAUAUCUAUCUAGUCAAAUGGCAUAAUGGGUUGGUCAUCAAUUUGAAUGGACAAAUUGAUGAGUUGAUCCUAUUAGCUAUGAUUUAUUACAUACUGAAAUUGGCAUUAAUUGUGUGGGCGUGCGAGACUUGCAAGAAUCAAGCUCAAGAGAUUCGCACUACAAUUCACGACGUUCUUAACAGCACCAAAGAUAAACAUAUCAAAGAUGAGCUGCAGUCCUUUUCCAUGCAAAUGUUACAUUGCAAAAAUAUAUUUUCCACCAAAAGUCUCAAUAUAGACGCAACAUUUCUCGCUACAAUGAUGGGUACCAUUACCACAUAUACGUUAAUUUUCCUACAAUUCUUGAUUAUAUCUCAUUCUUGCGAUGAAAAUUCUACAAUCAAUAUUACAUGA
Messenger RNA from Atta colombica, 1065 nucleotides. RefSeq lists its product as uncharacterized. Gene Ontology annotation, cellular component: neuronal cell body; membrane; axon. The transcript is spliced from 7 exons. Gene Ontology annotation, biological process: sensory perception of taste. The coding region runs from base 1 to 1065 and encodes 354 amino acids. The record is from RefSeq and is a predicted model, not a curated record. Lineage: Eukaryota; Metazoa; Arthropoda; Insecta; Hymenoptera; Formicidae.